Messenger RNA from Phoenix dactylifera (date palm), 1631 nucleotides. Its product is annotated as RNA-binding (RRM/RBD/RNP motifs) family protein. NCBI's taxonomy places the organism in Eukaryota, Viridiplantae, Streptophyta, Magnoliopsida, Arecales, Arecaceae. The record is from RefSeq and is a predicted model, not a curated record. Gene Ontology annotation, cellular component: nucleoplasm; chromatin. Gene Ontology annotation, molecular function: RNA binding. Gene Ontology annotation, biological process: regulation of gene expression.
CUUCCGCACACGCCCCCACCGCAUUUAAACCAGCGGGCCUCCGCCCGUUUACCCUAUCGCUGGUAUUCGUCGUCUGGCCGAGGAGCGGCGCCUGCAGCCCGCUAGGUUUUAUCUCCCAUCGCGCCGAGAAAUCUCUCCGGGAAAAGGAAUCGAAAUCCCUCCUCGAAGACCUUCCAUCUCCAAAUCGCGGUAUAAACCCUAGGCAGUGAAGGGGAAGGUCUGGUAGGGAGAGAAAAGAGGCCCAUGGAGGUCGUGGAGGAGAUGCCGAUCGCCGUUAGCGGCGUGGAUGAGGUAGAGGAGGAGGUAGAACAAGAGGUGGAGGAGGUGGAGGAGGAGGUCGAGGAACAAGAAGAGGGAGGCAGAGAUGGAGAAGGGGAAGUAGAGGAAGGACGGGGGGAGGAAGGAGGAGCAGAGUCUCCUGGAAGGGGGAUAGAGAUGGUAGAUAGUGCUGGUGAGGAGAUAAAGCAGCCGGAUAGCAGUUCCUCUUCUUCAGGAAAAAUCUUCGUUGGAGGAGUCGCGUGGGACACAACCGAAGAGACAUUCACUGAGCAUUUCGAGAAGUAUGGGGAAAUCACGGACUCUGUGAUAAUGAAGGAUAAGCAUACCCAUAUGCCUAGAGGAUUUGGGUUUGUAACAUUUGCCGACUCUUCUGUUAUCGACAAGGUUUUAGAGGAUGAGCAUGUUAUUGAUGGGAGAACGGUAGAAGUCAAAAGGACAGUCCCACGGGAAGAGAUGCCUUCCAAAGCAGGGCUUAAGACAAAGAAGAUCUUUGUUGGUGGAAUACCUCCAUCUUUAACUGAAGAUGAGUUGAAGGAGCACUUUGCCUUGUAUGGUGAAGUGGUUGAGCACCAGAUAAUGCUUGACCAUAGUACUGGGCGUUCACGAGGCUUUGGUUUUGUUACUUUUGAAAAUGAGGAAGCAGUCGAGAAGAUCAUUUCGGAAGGUAGAAUGCAUGAUCUCGGAGGGAAGCAGGUUGAAAUUAAGAGGGCCGAACCAAGGAAAGCUGGUGGAGAUCCAGGAACCAAUGGGAGGGGUGCUCGUGGCACCGGUGGCGGUGGCGCUGUACGUGGUAACCAUCGAGGUGGAGGUGGCGCUUACGGAUAUGGAGGGGGCUAUCGAUCUAGCGGUGUCUAUUAUGGUGGGAGUUAUGGUUAUGGUUACGGCAGAGGCUAUGGCUAUGGUGCGGCCCCCAGCUUUGGUGCAGGCUUCAGCUCUAGUUAUGGAGGGCCCAUGUACGGCAAUGGUGGAUAUGGUAGCAGUACUGCAUACGGUGGCCCAGCUGGGUACAAUGGAGUUUACGGUGGUUAUGGUGCUGGCCGGGGAUAUGGGAACAGAUACCACCCCUAUGGAAAAUAACGUCUUAAUGCAAUUAUGUUAACCGACUUUUACUAAAUUUUCUGUGCAAUUCACACCUGUUAGGCGCUGAAAUUAAUCAGGACUAUAUUUCAUCUUAAAUUCAUAUGUUCGUUUUGAAAUGUAUCUUAGAUUCAUAUGUUGCCGCCAUAGAAUGAAUUGUUGCCGGUUACAUUUUUCAGCCUAUUUACAAAAUGUAAGUUUUCAGCGUCUCUCUCAGCUGCUCUUUACUGUGUUUUGCUUGCAAAGGUGGUACAUGUAACUCUUUUUCAGGGCUA